AUGACGCAUUUCUACGUUGAAGGCAUCCGAUUCCACUGGUUAUACCCUCAUGAACAUGAAUGGGAGUGUAGAGAGGGUGUUAGAAACUUCAUUGCUAUCGUCAGGAACUGGUGGAAACUGCCAAUCAGAGCGUUUCACUAUGACAACGAGAAGGCUGCUGGAUUAGUGGUCGAAAGCUUCCUUAGUAAUAUCGGCAUCAUUAUAUCGCACAGUAUCCCCUAUCACCCUGAACAAAACGGCCCUGCCGAAAGAUCAGGAGGAGUGAUUUUGACUAUGGCGAGACACUUGCAAGUCGAAAGCAAGCUACCGAAGGAACUUUGGCUAGAGAUGAUUCUCCAUCGUAUCUCUACCUACCUGAAGCAGGAGAAUCGCUGGAUCGUGCCAUGGGAUGAUGCACGAAGAGAUUUCGGCGGCGAGAGGAUGAAGAAGGCUAAUCUAGCCAACCUGCGCGAGUAUAGCUCUCUGUUGUACUGCCGUAUCCGCAAUAUCCCACGCAUCAAAAAGACCGGCCCCCGUGCAUAA
This is a messenger RNA of Penicillium subrubescens, 522 nucleotides long. RefSeq lists its product as uncharacterized. The record is from RefSeq and is a predicted model, not a curated record. NCBI's taxonomy places the organism in Eukaryota, Fungi, Ascomycota, Eurotiomycetes, Eurotiales, Aspergillaceae. Gene Ontology annotation, molecular function: nucleic acid binding. Bases 1 to 522 code for a protein of 173 amino acids. The transcript has 2 exons.